Drosophila yakuba is the source of this 875-nucleotide messenger RNA. RefSeq names its product charged multivesicular body protein 2b (gene CHMP2B). Gene Ontology annotation, cellular component: ESCRT III complex; multivesicular body. Gene Ontology annotation, biological process: late endosome to vacuole transport; protein transport; endosome transport via multivesicular body sorting pathway. The record is from RefSeq and is a predicted model, not a curated record. The coding region runs from base 146 to 784 and encodes 212 amino acids. Lineage: Eukaryota; Metazoa; Arthropoda; Insecta; Diptera; Drosophilidae. The transcript has a single exon.
CCACGAAGCGCGUGCAAGCAGCUGUUUGUGGUUUAGUAUUUACUCCUAUAGCGCCAAUCCAAUCUCUGAGUGAAUCAUCAGGAAAACCCAUCACAACAUCGUCAGAAGUCGAGAAACUAAGUUUAGGUUCACACCAAAUCCCAAAAUGUUCAACAAUAUUUUCGGAAAGAAGCCCACCGUGAAGGAGCAGCAGCGGGAGAACGAUCGAUCGCUGCGCAAGGCCACCAGGGACAUCGAACGGGAGAGGCGGAAAUUGGAGGAGGAGGAGCGCAAGCUGGAGCUGGAGAUCCGACGAAAUGCCGCCGCUGGAAACAACGAUGCCUGCCGCAUCCUGGCCAAGCAGUUGGUGGAGAUCAGGAAGCAGAAGUCACGCACCUACGCGGCAUCGGGAAAGAUCCAGUCCAUUGGCUACCAGAACAAGAACAUGGGCGCCAAUAUCGCGCUUAGCGAAGCCAUGGGCACCACGGCCAAGACGAUGGGCGCAAUGAACAAGGUGAUGCGUCCGGAGGCCAUCGGGGAAACAGUUCGCCAGUUCCAAGCGGCCAACAUGAAGAUGGAGAUGACCGACGAGAUGAUUAACGACACACUGGACGACAUGCUGAACGAGUCCGGCGACGAGGAGGAGUCCAAUGCCGUGGUCAACAAGGUGCUCGACGAGAUUGGCAUCGAGAUCUCUGGCAAGAUGUCCAGCAUUCCGGACACGGGAUCCACAGACUUUGAGACGAGUGGCAAGCGCACCGAGAAGGACAUUGCUGAUCAACUGGCCAAAUUGCGCUCCUCUUAGUUCUAAACUGUUUUCUAUCUUAUAUUGUAACUACUGUGAAAACCGCUGUUAUCCAUAGCCCGUAAGGAAUUAUAUUUAUGUACAACGCUUA